AUGGAUAUAGGAGAAGCGGAAGAUGAAAUACAGUUUCUGCGAACUAGGGAUGAGCUGGUAUUGAGGUGUUGCUCAUCAGGCCCUCAUCAGCAGAAACUGUGUUUAGCUGCAGAAGGUUUCGGUGACCGGCUGUGUUAUCUUGAGUCCACCUCCAACUCAAAGAAUGUUCCCGCAGACCUUUCUGUGUGUGUGUUUGUGCUUGACCAGUGUCUGUCUGUCCGAGCGCUGCAGGAGAUGCUGGCCAACCAUGAAGAUCAGUAUGCAGGGGUGGGUAAUGUAGUCAAAUCACGUGAGGCAGCUGGGCGUCGUACUCUGCUCUAUGGCCAGGCGGUUCUCUUUCGACAUGUCUACAGCGACAUGUAUCUCUGCUGUCUGUCCACAUCAGGCCUCUCCUCUGACAAGCUGGCUUUUGAUGUUGGUUUGCAGGAGGACACAAAGGGUGAGGUGUGUUGGUGGACGGUUCACCCUGCCUCUAAACAGAGGUCAGAGGGUGAGAAAGUCAGAGUGGGUGAUGAUCUAAUCUUAGUUAGUGUUUCCUCUGAGAGAUACCUACAUGUGUCGUGGAGUAAUGGUGAAUGUAAUGACAAUGGCAUUGGCCGGGUGGAUGCUGCUUUCCAGCAGACAUUGUGGAGUGUGGCUCUUGUUUCUACUCAGACUGCAGAGACGCAGGGUCAUGUGAGAGGAGGGGAUACUGUGCGUCUGCUACAUGGACACACAGAUGAAUGUUUGACCAUUCCUGCAGCAGAACACAGACGAGAGGAACGCAGAUCUGUACAUUUUGAGGGGGGCUCGGUAUCCCUUCAGGCUCGAUCUUUAUGGAGGCUUGAAACGUUACAUGUUGCGUGGAGUGGCAGCCACACACACUGGGGUCAGCCUUUCCGUCUUCGCCACCUUUCCACCGGCUUAUACCUGGGACUGACUCAGGAUCGGGGACUACAGCUGGUGGAGAGAGAAAGAGCUGAUAUUAAAUGCACUGCGUUCUGUCUCCGUGCAUCAAAGGAAGAGAGCCAGGAGAGCUCACACUUUAAGAGGAGAGAUUGCAUGGGUGCACCUGAGAUCAAAUAUGGAGACUCUCUCUGCUUCAUUCAGCACGUUGACACAGGGCUUUGGCUCACAUAUCAGACCACUGACUCCAAGAGACAGAAGGAAAGUGUGCCACAGAGACAGGCUGUUUUGCAAGCAGAAGGUCACAUGGAUGAUGGAAUCACCCUCUCUCGCUCUCAGAGGGAGGAGUCACAAGCUGCUUGUUUAAUUCGAAGCUCUGCCCUUCUCUUCUCAAAAUUCAUUAGGGGAUUAGAUGAUGUCAGCCAAAAGGAAAACAUCACGGAUUUGGAUCUUCCAAUUGAGAUGGUCCAUCUGACGCUCCAGGAUUUGCUUGGUUAUUUUCAAUAUCCUGAAAUGGGGCAGGAUCAUGAGGUCAGACAGGGAGAUAUUAGAGCACUGAAGAACAGACAAAAUCUUUUCCAAGAUGAGGGUUUAAUCACUCUGGUGCUGGACUGCAUCGAUCACUUGCAUGUGUACAACAGUGCCACUCAUUUUGCAGAGGCUGCUGGGAAAGAGGCAGGAGAGUCUUGGGAAAUUAUCUUGAACUCUUUUUAUGAGCUGCUAGCUGCCCUUAUGAGGGGUAAUCGGAAUAACUGUGCCCACUUUUCUAGUUCCUUGGACUGGCUUGUCAGCAGACUGGAGAGGCUGGAGGCUUCCUCUGGAAUAUUGGAAGUGUUACACUGUGUUUUAGUAGAAAGUCCUGAAGCUUUGAACGUUAUUAAGGAAAGUCACAUAAAAUCUAUAAUCUCACUUCUGGACAUACAUGGAAGGAACCAUAAGAUCUUGGAUGUGUUGUGUUCACUCUGUGUGUGUCAUGGCAUGGCCGUCCGCUCUAAUCAGCAUUUGAUUUGUGACACACUGCUGCCAGAAAGAGACCUUCUGCUACAAACAAGACUGGUUAACCAAGUUUUCAGUGUGCGUCCAAACAUCUUCCUGUGUGCAAGAGAUGACUGUGCCCAAUACAAGAAGUGGUAUUAUGAGGUUGUAGUUGAGAAGUCAGAGCCUUUUGUGACAGCAGAGCCUACUCAUCUGCGAGUGGGUUGGGCCAGCACUGAAGGGUACCGUCCCUCCACCACAGGGGGUCACGGCUGGGGGUCAAACGGUGUAGGAGAUGACCUCUGCUCUUACGGCUUUGAUGGACUCCAGCUCUGGACAGGAGGUGUAGCUCGGAGGGUCACCUCCCCCAAUCAGCACUUGCUAAGGGAGGAUGAUGUCAUUAGUUGCUGUCUUGACCUUAGUGCAACCUGCAUCUCUUUCCGGGUCAAUGGACAGCCAGUUCAAGGCAUGCUGGAGGACUUCAGUGUGGAUGGGCUGCUGUUUCCAGUCGUCAGCUUCUCAGCUGGAGUGCAUGUGCGUGUGCUGUUUGGAGGUCGACAGGGGGAGUUUAGGUUUCUUCCUCCAGCUGGUUUCUCUCCAUGUUCUGAAGCUCUCCUCCCAAAAACCCACUGCAAGCUGGAACUGUUUCACAAACUCACACGAAAUCACACCGAAAGCCAACGUGACCUCUUAGGCCCUGUGGUACCUAUAAGCCCAGUGACCUUUAUCCCCAUUCCAGUGGAUUCCAGUGAGGUUGAAUAUCCUCCACAGCUGGAGCAGAUCAGAGAAAGAUUAGCAGAAAACCUCCAUGAACUCUGGCUUAUUGACAAAAUAGAGCAGGGGUGGACCUACGGACCUGUUAAAGAUGAGAGCAGAAAAAUACACCCAUGUCUAGUUGAAUUUUCCAAACUUCCAGAUCAGGAGCGAAUUCAUAACCUCCAGUCAUCUGAGGAUAUCCUCAGGACUCUUUUGGCUUUUGGUGUCCAUAUUGGACUCUCUGAUGAACAUGCUGAGGAGAAUGUGAAAUAUGUUCUACCUGACCACACUCAGCCUGUGGAAGUGACCCGUCUGGAGGAGAGAUAUGGCUGGAGAGCUCGCUGCACUCAGAUCCGUCAGAUCAUGACCCUGCAUAUACCUGAGGAGAACAGGUCAGAGAAUAUGAUGCCACUAUCAGCGGGAGUUUUUCGGAGUGAAAGAAGAAAUGCAAAACCUCAGUGCCCUCCUAGAUUGUGUGUUCAACACCUAACGCUUAUGCGGUGGACCCGAGUACCUGACCACACUCAGCCUGUGGAAGUGACCCGUCUGGAGGAGAGAUAUGGCUGGAGAGCUCGCUGCACUCAGAUCCGUCAGAUCAUGACCCUGCAUAUACCUGAGGAGAACAGGUGUGUUGACAUUCUGGAACUGUCCGAACUGCGUGAUCUCCUAAAGUUCCAUGACCACACCCUUCACCUCUACUCAGCCCUUUCAGCUCAUGGAAACACACAUGUAAGCCACGCCCUCUGCAGUCAUGUCGACCAAUCACAACUUUUGUUCGCCUUGCAGUGCUCGAGAAUGCCAGGUCACCUGCGGACAAGUUACUACAACUUCCUCAUCAACACCCACCUCGGUGCCCACGCCAGUGCCAGGCAGGCCAUGACCCACGAAUACAUUGUGCCUAUGAUGGAUGCCACGCAGUCUACUACGCUCUACAAAAACAAUAGGAAGGUGCAGAGAUUCCCAGGAAGUGACUUCAGCACUUCCUUAUGGCCCAGAAUGCGUUUUACGUCACCUUGCUUCAUCAGAGCUAAUAAAAUAGACGUGAUGGAUAGAGAUGAGGGUGGGGCUUUGUGGAGUAACUUGCGCCAAAACAGCCCAGAGAUCCCAUUGGAUGUAUUAAAGGAUGUUGUCAUAACAAUGCUGAAGGAGGCAGUGGCAGCAGUAGGGCAGGGUGUGAGGGAUCCUGCAGGGGGAAGCAUAGAGCUCCUUAUGGUUCCUCUGCUUAGUUUACUCCACACUCUCCUGCUGAUGGGUGUGUACCAGGGGACAGAUCUGGAGGCCGUGUUUAGUCUCAUCCUGCCAGCCAGUUACAUGAGAGGAACAUGUAAAACAGAAGAGAUGGAUGAACUGGAAGAAAGUGAUGGAGAAAGAGAGGAAAAGGAGGGUAGAGAUUGGGAGGAUAAUGUCCCUCAGCAAAAUCUUCUUCAGAUGAAGCUUCCAGAAGCUGUCAAAUUACAGGUGUGCCACCUUUUGAAGUACCUGUGUGACUGCCAGGUACGUCAUAGAGUAGAAGCCGUGAUGUCGUUCUCAGGUGACUUCAUAGGUCGUCUUCAAGACAACCAGCGCUUUCGAUACAAUGAAGUUAUGGAUGCUCUCAACAUGUCUGCUGCUCUCACGGCACGCAAAACUAAAGAGUUCCGUUCCCCGCCUCAGGAACAGAUAAACAUGAUGUUGAGCUUCCGGGAAGAGUGUCAAGAAUGUCCUUGUCCAGAGGACGUCCAAGAUUUGAUGUGGGAAUUCCAUCAGGAUCUAAUGAGCCACUGUGGAAUUGAGAUAGACAGUGAUUCAGAGAAUGAGGAUGAGGACAACCAGUCAGUCAGGAAUCACCUCCAAAGCCUAGUGGAUAAAAUAAUUCAUUUAAAGAGGAGAAUGUCUGGUCUGCCUGAAGAGAUUACCUCUCUCUUUCUAGUCUCACUACAGCAGCUGAUAUCAGAGACCAUGCUGCACUGGGCCCAGGAGGGGACGAUAGAAGACCCAGCUCUGGUGCGUGCUGUUUUCAGCCUGCUGCAUCAACAGUAUGCUGGGCUGGGAGGCCAGAUGUCUGCACCACUACAGAAGGCUUACUGUAUCAGCCAGACAUCUGUGGAAGACACUCUUAAUCUACAGUGGGCUCUAGCACGCAUUCGUUCAUUGCUCACAGCCAGGAUGGGCAAAGAAGAGGAGGAACUCAUGAUCAGAGGACUAGGUGACAUUAUGAACAAUAAAGUUUUCUAUCAGCAUCCUAAUCUAAUGAGAGCUCUGGGGAUGCAUGAGACCGUCAUGGAAGUUAUGGUGAAUGUCCUUGGUGCUAGAGAAUCUAAGGAAAUCAUGUUUCCUAAGAUGGUUGCGCACUGCUGUCGUUUCCUUUGUUAUUUCUGUCGAAUCAGUCGGCAUAAUCAGAGGGCCAUGUUUGAUCAUCUCAGCUACCUGCUGGACAACAGUAAUGUUGGACUUGCUUCUCCCUCAAUGAGAGGAUCAACUCCUCUGGAUGUGGCGGCUGCUUCUGUCAUGGACAACAAUGAACUGGCGCUUGCUCUUACAGAGGGAGAUCUGGAGAAAGUGGUGCAGUAUUUGGGAGGCUGUGGUUUGCGUAGUUGUGCUCUGCUGGUCUCCAAAGGAUACCCAGAUAUUGGUUGGAAUCCUGUAGAGGGAGAACGUUACCUGGACUUCCUGCGUUUUGCAGUAUUUUGCAAUGGUGAGAGUGUUGAGGAAAACGCCUAUGUGGUAGUGAGGCUUCUGAUUCGCCGACCUGAAUGCUUUGGCCCCGCCCUUCGAGGGGAGGGGGGAAAUGGUCUUUUAGCAACUAUUGAGGAAGCCAUCAGAAUUUCCCACCUGCAGGAUGGAAUCAGUGCAGCCAGUACACACAGUUCCAACCGGACGCUUGACACGCUUGAUGAUGAAGAUGAGGAUGUCAUUCACAUGGGACACGCCAUAAUGACCUUCUACUCUGCUCUCAUUGAUCUGUUGGGUCGUUGCGCCCCUGAGACGCAUCUCAUAGAAGCGGGGAAAGGUGAGGCCAUUCGGAUCAGGGCAAUCUUGAGGUCUCUCGUUCCCAGAGAGGAUCUGGAGGGAAUCAUCAAUAUUCCUUUUAGUUUACCACUUGUAAACACAGAUGAUCUAGUGGUGGAGCCUGACAUGUCUCGGAUAUUUUGUCCGGAUCACAAAGCAGCCAUGGUGCUGUUUUUGGACCGGGUUUAUGGAGUUCAGGACCAGCAGUUUUUGCUGCGUCUACUGGAGAAUGGUUUCCUGCUGGACCUGCAAGCGGCUGUUAACAUGGAUGCUACGGGGUUAGGUGGAACAGAUAUGGCACUAGCCCUUAAUCGAUACAUAUGUGUGGCUGUGCUGCCAUUGCUGAGUAAGUAUUCCUCUCUGCUGUGUGACUCCUCUUCACUGCGGACUGGGCUGGUGGAUGAGCUCAUGCAGGGUGUCUACAGCCUCUCUAAAGCCAGCGGACUGACCAAGGCCCAGAGAGAUGCUAUCCAGGACUGUCUGCUGGCAGUGUGCGGAAAACUGAAUCCCUCCAUGUUGCAGUCUCUGCUGCAGAAUCUUGUGUUUGACGUCCCUCAACUAUCAGAAAACUCCAAGAUGCCACUCAAGCUGUUGACCAAUCAUUAUGAGCAGAGCAGGAAGUACUACUGUCGGAAUGAUGGAUGGUGUGGCUUUGGCUCUGCCUCAGAGGAAGAACUUCGUCUGACCAGAAAGCUGUUUUGGGGGAUAUUCAGUGCUCUUGCCAAAAAAUCUUACGAUCCAGACCUAUUCAAACUGGCCCUGGGUUGUCUCAGUGCAGUUGCCGGGGCGAUUCCUCCUGACCACCUUGAGCCGAGCUGCACAGGAGGACAAGAGAGACACUCGACGAUGGAUUCAGAGGGACGGUUUUGUCCUCGACACCUGGACACCUCAAAUGUGACAAUCCCAGAGAUGCUUGAGUUUGUGGUGAACAAAUAUGCUGAACAUACACAUGAGAAAUGGUCCCUGGAAAAGUUUGGUAACGGUUGGGUUUAUGGAGAACAGUUUUCUGAGAGUGCUAAAGUUCAUCCACUCCUAAAACCUUACAGAGCUCUGUCUGAGAAGGAUAAAGAAGGUUAUCGAGGGGUCAUUAAAGAGACAGUGAAAUGCAUGCUGGUCUUGGGAUGGACUAUUGAGAGGACCAAUGAUGGGGAGUCACAAGGCUUUCACAACCCAGCUCUGAGGAUUUCACAGUCUGGCAAGCUGUCUUUUGAAGGAGCUUCCACAUUCAGUCCAAAGCCUGUGGAUACCAGCAGUGUCACUCUAACCUGGGAUCAGUAUGCCAUGGCAGAGCGGUUGGCUGAGAAUUAUCAUCACAUCUGGGCAGCCAGGAAACUGCAGGAACUGGAGAGUAAAGGAGGGGGCAGUCACCCUCUGCUUGUACCGUACGAUGCUCUGAGCGUUAAAGACAAGAGUCGAGUCAGAGACAAAGCUCAAGAUGUUCUCAAGUUCUUCCACAUCAAUGGGUACUCAGUGAGGAGGAACAGAAAGGUGGCAGAUGCUGAUUCCCCAGCGAUUGUGAGCCGCUUCGCUUACGGCCUGUUACAGCAAGCCCUCUGUCUCACUGAGCAAGCCCAGGAGCAGUUACUAGAGCUGGCUCGAGGGCAGAUUAACAGGGCUGAGAAAGUUCCCCAUGAACAACAAAUUAAUUUCUUUAUUAAGGUUGUAAUGCCACUAUUAGAUCAAUACUUCAAAAAUCACUAUCUCUACUUCCUCUCCACUACGUGUUCACUUAGAGAUGGCUGCCAGUCCACCAAUAAAGAAAAAGAGAUGGCCACAAGUUUAUUCUGUAAACUCGGAGCUCUAGCCAGACGCAGAAUCUCUCUGUUUGGAAAUGAUGCCCUUGCUUUGGUGAGCUGCCUACAAAUCCUGGCACAGUCCCUGGAUGGAAGGAUGUUAAUGAAAACAACUAACGAAUCCGUCAGGCUGUCGCUGUGGUCGUUCUUUGAAGGCGCGGCAGAAGACCUCGAGCUAACGGUAGAUAAUGUGACCUGGGAUGAGUAUGGACUUAACCGAGCCCAAGGCAGGGGAGACAGUGAGGUCAUAACGUACACCACCACCGCCCUGAUCCCAGUGCUUACCACUCUAUUCCUGCACGACGCCCAGAGGCAGCACGGAGGGGGACUGAUCGUGGAUGAAGUGCACUCCUGUUGCUACAGGAUCCUCAGCUGUCUAUACAUUCUUGGCACCUGCAGUGGUACAUUCAUUGAGAGGCAGAGGUCGGUCUUGGGGGAGUGUCUGGCUGCUUUAUCUGCAGCCUUUCCUGUGUGUUUCUUGGAGCUGACUGACCUUCAUUCCCUCUCCGACACUAUGAGUAAUGAAGAGAGUGAAGGUAAAGGCAAGAAAAGUUCAAUAAAACACAAAAAAGCCUGUAGGCUCCUCCCCACUUUGCAGGAGGCUUUCUCAGAGGUUGAAGAGCUCGCAGAGGCAGGACCAGCGGCCCGUCAUGCCCUUUUGACAAAGGUUACUGAGGUGACGCUUCCUCUGCUGUGUAGUUAUGUCUCUUGCUGGGGGGAAGCUGAUAACCAAGCAUCCCAGGAGGGCCACUUUUCUUGUGUCACACCCCAGCAUGCUAAUGCCCUACUGGGUCACAUCCUCUCCAUCAUCCACGCCCAUCUGGGGACCGCAGACAGUGCUUUGAUGAAACGUCUCGCAGUUUUUGGCCAGCCUCUCAUCAGCAAGGCAGAGCCACACCUCCUGAAGAGCCACUUCCUGCCUUUGAUGGAAAAGUUGAGGAAGAGGGCGGAGUCAGUUCUCCUGGAGGAGGAGCAUUUGAAGACAGCGGGGCGUGGCGAUGUCUCAGAGCAGGAGUUAGACAUCCAGGAAAGGUUUACUGUGUUGGUCCAAGAUAUCUACUCAUUUUACCCUUUACUCAUUCCAUUUAUAGACCUCCACAGAAUGAGUUGGCUGCGAGAGGUGGACGCAGAUGCUGAGAAGCUUUUCUCCCUCGUAGCUGAAGUCUUCAUUUUUUGGGCUAAAUCUCAUAAUUUCAAAUGGGAAGAACAGAACUUUGUUGUUCAAAAUGAAAUCAACAACAUGGCAUUCCUGGUGAACAGCAGCAAAAGCAGGAUGUAUAAGGGAGGGGUGUGCAACCAGGAGAGGAGAAAGGUGAAGAGGAAGGGUGAUUGUUACUCCACACACACCUCUCUCAUUUUGGCGGCACCAAAAAAACUCCUCUCGGUUGCCAUGAAUGGAUGUUGCCAUGGCUAUCAGGGCCUGGUCACUCAUGCCAAAAGCCGUUUCUCUCAGAGGGACACAGAGGAUGAGGUCAGAGCGUACAUUCGCAGCAACCUUUCUGUGAAAAUUCUAUUUGAGCCUCCUCACCUGGCUUUUCUUUUUUCUUUUUGCCAGGAUCUGUGUGAAUACUCAGUAGAUCCCCUCAGUGUUGAGAGGAUCUUAAGCAUCGCUCGUGUUCUUUUCCAUCUGGAUCAGGUGGAGCGCCCUCAGAAGACGAAGAGGGCAGUGUGGCAUAGGAUGUUGUCUAAGCAGAGGAAACGGGCUGUAGUUGCUUGUUUGAGAAUGGUUCCUUUGUACAAUCUCCCCAGGCACAGAGCGGUGAACCUUUUCCUGCAGGGUUAUGAGAGAGUCUGGCUGAAGGCAGAGCGUGACUCACCUGAGGACAGACUAAUUGAGGAUUUGGCUAAAGCAACUCAUGUAGAGAUCCUAAAGGAGGGAGCGGAGCAGAGAAACAACAUCGAUCCACUCCGUCAGCUUAUCAAUCUCUUCAGUCAAAGUGCCUUGACUGAGAGGAGUAAGCUUGAGGAUGAUGACCAGUAUAUGUGCUAUGCUGACAUCAUGGCCAAGAGUUGCCAAAGUGAGGAAGACCAGGAUGAAGAUGGCCUGAAGUCAUUUGAGGAAAAAGAGCUGGAAAAGCAGAGGCUGCUAUAUCAGCAGGCCCGACUUCAUGAACGCGGAGCUGCUGAGAUGGUCUUACAGAACCUCAGCGCCAGCACAGGUGAUAUGGGGCCUAUGGUAGCAGCCACAUUAAAGCUGGGCAUUGCAAUCCUGAAUGGAGGAAACACGUCUGUCCAGCAGAAAAUGCUGGAUUACCUGCGACAGAAGAGAGACGUGGGCUUCUUUCACAGUCUGGUCGGCUUAAUGCAGUCUUGCAGCGUGUUGGAUUUGAACGCAUUUGAGAGGCAGAUCAAAGCAGAGAGUUUAGGAGUGGGUGCUGAGGACAAUUCAGGCGAUAGAGUAAUGGCAGAUGAACAGCUGACCUGUGAUCUUUUCCGAUUCCUCCAGCUUCUUUGUGAAGGCCAUAAUACUGACUUCCAGAACUACCUGCGGACUCAAACUGGAAACAACACAACGGUCAACAUCAUCAUCUCCACUGUGGACUAUCUGCUCAGGGUUCAGGAGUCCAUCAGUGAUUUCUACUGGUAUUAUUCAGGGAAGGAUGUGAUUGAUGAGCGUGGUCAGCACAACUUCUCCAAAGCCAUCAGCGUGGCCAAGCAGGUGUUCAACACACUCACUGAAUACAUUCAGGGUCCGUGUACAGGAAACCAGCAGAGUUUGGCCCACAGUCGUCUGUGGGACGCUGUAGUUGGCUUCCUCCAUGUGUUUGCCCAUAUGCAAAUGAAGCUUUCUCAGGAUUCUAGCCAAAUAGAGCUGCUGAAGGCUUUGAUGGACUUACAAAAAGACAUGGUGGUAAUGCUGCUUUCCAUGCUUGAAGGAAAUGUAGUGAAUGGGACCAUUGGCAAACAGAUGGUAGAUAUGCUAGUAGAAUCAUCCAGCAAUGUGGAGAUGAUCCUCAAGUUCUUUGAUAUGUUCCUCAAACUCAAAGACCUCACGUCAUCCGAAUCCUUUCGUGAAUACGACCCAGACAGCAGAGGGCUCAUUACCAAAAAGGACUUCCACCGAGCCAUGGAAGGUUUCAAGCACUACUCUCAAUCAGAGAUCCAGUUCCUGUUAUCCUGUGCAGAGAUGGCGGAAAGCGAGCUUCUGGAUUACCCAGACUUUGUGACACGAUUUCAUGAACCGGCCAAAGAUAUUGGCUUUAACGUGGCUGUUCUUCUGACCAAUCUGUCUGAACACAUGCCAAAUGAUGGCCGCUUGCAGAAUUUCCUAGAGCUGGCGGACAGCGUGCUUAAGUAUUUCCAUCCUCACCUGGGAAGGAUUGAAAUCCUGGGCAGCGGGAAACGGAUCGAAAGGGUCUACUUUGAGAUCAGCGAAUCCAGCCGGACACAGUGGGAGAAACCACAGGUGAAGGAGAGCAAACGGCAGUUCAUCUUUGAUGUUGUGAAUAAGGGCGGAGAGAAGGAAAAGAUGGAGCUAUUUGUCAACUUCUGUGAAGACACCAUCUUUGAAAUGCAGCUUGCUGCACAAAUAUCUGGUUCAGAGAGUGGAGAGGAACUGAAAGCAAAGGAUGACAAGGUGGAGAAGAAUGAAAACCUUGCUGAAGACAACAGGAUAACCAAAGACUUUAGAUGGUUUUCCAUAAGGAACAUCGGAAAACACUUAAAAGGGAUAACCAUCAGGAGUAUCAUCUCAGUGAUGUUCUCUUUCUUCCACAAUGCUCUGUUGUUUAUCACUCGUGCCUUUUUAGGUCUGGUUUGGUUCUUCCUUUAUCUGCUCUACCACAUCUUCUUGAGUGGAUGGAUUAUUGACGUGGCUAAAGAAAUGAAACUGGCUGACCUUUUAGGUGACCUUCGGGAUCCUACCAUGGUUGAGACCAUAGGGUUUGGAGAAGGGGUGGUUAGAGAGAAUAAUACGUGUCAUACACGUGCCUUUUCUUCUCGCGGUGAUCUUAGAGGGAUGAGUCUGGAUCUGUCUGCAGUGUCUAGGGACCCACAGCUUCUCACAGAUAUUUUCGGCUUGUGUUUGAAGAAGGAAGGAGAAAAGUACACACUGUCGAGCAGAGACCAACAUGGCAGUCUGGAUGGAUUUCUAAACACGUCCAAAUAUCAGGUGGACAUCUGUGAGGAGAAUUUUCACGAGGUGCAAGAGGAGGAUUCAGAGACUAAGAAAGCUUUUGAUGAGGACAAACAUAAAGGGGAAAAGAAGCCUAAACGGAGACUUAGAAAGCUCAGCUCUUCAAAACCAGAUGAGACAGAGGUCCAGGAAUCAGCUGUUUGGAAAACUAUCUGCUCUCAUAGCACCAAACUGCUGAACUGUUUUGCAAGAAAUUUCUACAACAUUAGAUUGUUGGCUCUGUUCUUUACUUUUGCCAUCAAUUUUAUUCUUCUGUUCUACAAGGUGAGUAUUGAUUUCCCUGCUAAAACAUCAGAUUGAAUGUUGUUGGUUUCGUCAACCAUUGAUGAGGAUGAAGAUGUGGAGAUCGCUCUUCGUGACGACAGCACCAAGGAUUCACAGGAAGUUUAUUUUGAACUAGAAGAGAAAAGUGGCUACAUGAAAAUGAUUCUUCAUAGUCUGGCUGUCCUGCAUACACUCAUCUCACUCUGUUGUAUCAUCGGCUACUACUGUCUGAAGGUUCCUUUAGUCAUUUUUAAGCGAGAAAAGGAGCUGGCUCGUAAACUGGAGUUCGACGGACUCUAUAUCACAGAGCAACCUUCUGAAGAUGACAUUAAAGGCCAGUGGGACAGAAUGGUCAUCAAUACACCAUCAUACCCAAGUAAUUAUUGGGAUAAAUUUGUGAAAAGGAAGGUGAUGGCGAAAUAUGGAGAGCUGUAUGGAUCGGCACGCAUCAGUGAGCUGCUGGGUUUGGAUAAAGCUGCUCUGGACUUCAGCUCAAAGGCUCAGGAGAGCAAGAGACCCGUGCAAAAGGUUGCCCUGUGAGUAACGACCCUAUUAAACACCAUUGAUGUGAAGCAUCAGAUAUGGAAGCUAGGAGUGGUUUUCACUGACAAUUCCUUCCUUUACCUGGCCUGGUAUAUGUUUGUGUCAGUUCUGGGUCAUUAUAACAAUUUCUUCUUCGCUGCCCACCUGCUAGACAUCGCCAUGGGCUUCAAAACGCUGCGCACCAUUCUGUCAUCUGUUACACAUAAUGGCAAACAGCUGGUUUUGACAGUGGGAUUGUUGGCUGUGGUUGUGUAUCUCUACACCGUGGUUGCCUUUAACUUCUUCCGCAAAUUUUACAACAAAAGCGAAGACGGUGAACCAGUGGAUAUGAAAUGUGAUGAUAUGCUCUCAUGUUACAUGUUUCACAUGUACGUUGGCGUGCGAGCUGGAGGAGGGAUUGGAGAUGAAAUCGAAGACCCGGCCGGUGACGAGUUUGAGUUCUACCGUAUCAUCUUCGACAUCACUUUCUUCUUCUUCGUCAUCGUCAUCCUCCUUGCCAUCAUUCAGGGUCUGAUCAUUGAUUCAUUUGGCGAGUUGAGAGACCAGCAGGAGCAGGUUAAAGAGGACAUGGAGACUAAGUGUUUUAUCUGUGGCAUUGGGAGCGAGUAUUUUGACACGGUGCCCCAUGGCUUCGAGUCGCACACGUUGCAAGAGCACAACCUGGCCAACUAUCUGUUCUUUCUGAUGUAUCUCAUCAAUAAGGAUGUCACAGAACAUACCGGACAGGAAUCAUACGUGUGGAAGAUGUUCCAGGAACGCUGCUGGGAGUUCUUUCCUGUUGGAGACUGUUUCCGGAAACAGUAUGAGGGUCAACUCAGCUGAAGAAUUCCAUGUCUGUAAUGUUUCCUCUGAUAAUUAGAAGCUGGUGUGUGACUCAGUACUGUUUUGAAUGCUUAUUUUUUCAACACCACAUAUUUAUUUUAGUAAUAUAUUGUAUUGUUGAAUUUAAGAAACCAAGUUGAU
This is a messenger RNA of Sinocyclocheilus grahami, 13302 nucleotides long. It is a transcript of the gene ryr2b, whose product is annotated as ryanodine receptor 2b (cardiac). Gene Ontology annotation, molecular function: protein binding; calcium ion binding; ryanodine-sensitive calcium-release channel activity. The record is from RefSeq and is a predicted model, not a curated record. Lineage: Eukaryota; Metazoa; Chordata; Actinopteri; Cypriniformes; Cyprinidae. The transcript has 94 exons. Gene Ontology annotation, cellular component: sarcoplasmic reticulum membrane; calcium channel complex; smooth endoplasmic reticulum. Gene Ontology annotation, biological process: striated muscle contraction; release of sequestered calcium ion into cytosol by sarcoplasmic reticulum; intracellular calcium ion homeostasis.